AUGAGAACAAACUAUUAAGCAGGCGGCGGUCAGGAAGUUAGGCAACACGCGCCCGAACCCCGCACACCGUUAGCUGUAGCGGUAGUCUAAUGUGAAAGUGAUUCGAAGCGUUUGCGUAGGCUCCUCAAAAGUUCAAGACUCAUCAACAACCUACUAGAAAGUUUUCGGAUCAAAAUCAAAUAGGUUGCAGUCUUGCAGAGAUAUCAAGAGGCAGACAGAGACAGACAGAAACUGUGUGGAAGAAGAAGAAGAAGAAGAAGAAGAAGAAGCGGAAGAAAAUGGCGUACGUCGACCACGCUUUCUCGAUAACGGACGAGGACAUAAUGAUGGAGACCUCUUACACGGUGAACAACCGGCCUCCCAUCAAGGAGAUCGCUCUCGCCAUCUCCCUUCUCGUCUUCGGUACCCUCGGCAUCAUCGUCGGUUUCCUCAUGGCCUUCAACCACGUCGGCGGCGACCGUGCUCACGGGCUCUUCUUUGCAAUACUGGGUUCGAUCUUGUUCCUUCCGGGGUUUUACUAUACAAGAAUUGCGUACUAUGCAUAUAAGGGAUAUAAGGGCUUCUCUUUCUCCAACAUACCUGCUGUAUAAUGCACGAUUGGCUGGAAGUUCAUGCUCGCCUUCUACUCCUGUACAGAUCUUUCCUCGAGAUGUAAUUUUUAAUGAAUUCUGUGUAUUAGCUGAAAAUAGUUCUGAACAAGGUAAUAUUUUUGGAGUUUCUUGUUGCAAUAUAGUUUAUUUGCAUUUUGCAAUCCUUGUGACGGUCUUGUGACCUGUGAAUUUCAUGAUUCUGUCCUCUUUUGUAUUUGUAUCUGCUGUUGUCUUUUUUAUAUAGUGGCAUAAGCACAUUUCUCUGGUUGCUUGCAA
Messenger RNA from Carya illinoinensis, 866 nucleotides. RefSeq names its product transmembrane protein 230-like. The transcript is spliced from 3 exons. The coding region runs from base 279 to 590 and encodes 103 amino acids. Gene Ontology annotation, cellular component: endomembrane system. Lineage: Eukaryota; Viridiplantae; Streptophyta; Magnoliopsida; Fagales; Juglandaceae. The record is from RefSeq and is a predicted model, not a curated record.